GAUGGUGAAGAGUGGACACACUGACACCAGUUUCACGAACUGGGAGAGUUCCACGUCAACAAUCUGAAGUGUCAAUCAAAGGUUGACGACUUCCUCUUUGAUAACGUUCCGGUUCCUGAGCCCCUCCCCUUUUUCUUUCCUCAGCAUGGGACAGCAGAUGCUCCUCCUCCUCCUCCUCCUCCUCUUCCUCUCCCUGUGCCGGGGUCAAAGUUCAAACCCCGAGAGGCCGACCUGCCGGAGCUGUGACCUCCAUCUCUCCUGUGACUGCUCCCGGGGGGGCUUCACCCACGUUCCCAUGGUAACAGGCCGGGCUCUCACUCUGGACCUGUCCUUUAACAACAUCACCAUGGUAACCGAGGACGACCUGACGGGACACGUGCGCCUGACGGCCCUGAGUCUCCAUGGAAACCGAGUGUCUGUGAUCCACCCGGCAGCGUUCGAUUCCCUGUGGAGUCUGGAGGAGCUGGACCUGUCUCACAAUCAGCUGACGUCCCUCAACCCGGCGUGGUUCGACCAGCUGGGGGCGCUGCUGCAGCUCAACCUGCUCCACAACCCCUACAGGUGCGUGGGUUCGAGUCCCGAGUUCCACGGGCUGGUGCGGCUGAGGAGGCUGGCGUUCGGAGGUCCGGCUCUGGAGGAGAUAAAGAUGGCCGCCCUGUCAGGGGUCACCGAGCUGGAGACGCUCACCGUUCACGCCAACAACCUGAGCAGGUACGAGUCCGGGGCUCUAGCGGACGUCUGGCCCCUGGGUCGCGUCACUCUGAGCCUCCAUGGACCCUUUCUGACCGACGUGGCGUUGGCCUCGGCCGUGCUCGCUGACGUGUCGGACCCGGAGACGCCCCUGGAGCUGGAGGACCUGCACCUGAGAGGGAAUGGGUCCGUUCAGCCGCUCAGGGCGGCGGCCAGCAGGAGGGUCAGGUCCCUGACCUUCAGGAACAUCUCCAUCUCCGAUGAGGCCAUCGUCGGCGUGCUGGAGGUGUUAGACGGAGUGCCGGUCACCAUCUUAUCCAUGGAAGGCGUCACGCUGACCGGCGAGGGCAGGUGGGAGACCGCGAGCUGGGUCGACACCUCCAGCAUGGACCAGCUGGUGGUGAGGAACGUUGUGGUUCUGGACGUCUUCAAGUUCGUCUCCUUCCUGCAGCUGAAGUUCCUGCUGCAGUUCCCCAGGAUGGUGUCGGUCAUCAACUCCCGGGUAGAGGCGUCAGCCAGCUUGUUUACGAUCAGGGACUGUUUCCGAUGUGAUGAACCUGCUCGUCACUUUGCUCCUUCAUUGAGGUUUGACCUUCACCCUCAGAUUUUUGUGAUUCCCUGCGCCACCACCGGGCUCCUGUGGAACCUGCAGUACCUGGACCUGACUGACAACCUGCUGACCGACCUGACGCUGGUGGAGACGCUGUGCGACGGGAACGGGACCAUGAAGGACCUCCGGGUUCUAAACAUCAGUGGAAAUGCUCUUAAGUGUUUGUCUACGUUGAGUCGACUGGUGGAGAAGCUCCACAAACUGACCCACCUGGACAUCAGCAGGACCCGCUACAGCUCCAUGCCCAGGGCCUGCUCCUGGCCCUCCACCCUGCGAUACCUCAACAUCUCUGGGGCUAAACUCACCAGCACCACCCCUUGUCUGCCCACGACUCUGGAGGUGCUGGAUCUGAGUAACAACGAUCUCCAAGGCUUCACUGUGGCCCUGCCGGUCCUGAGAGAGCUCCACCUUUCAGGGAACAAGUUUCUGAGGCUGCCCCCUGGAGGCUCGUUCCCCAACCUCAGAACUCUGACAGUGCAGUCGAACACCUUGAACAUGUUCCACCGCUCGGACCUCCAGUCGUACCGGCGGCUCCAGAACCUCCAGGCCGGUCAGAACAAGUUCGUCUGCACCUGUGACUUCGUGGCCUUCUUCCAGUCGAGCAUUCAAGGGGAUGAAGUUGUGCGUUUAACAGACGGAGCGGAGAGCUACGUCUGCGACUCUCCCUUCUACCUGCAGGGGGAACCAGUGGGUCGGGUUAAUCUCUCCAUCGCCAUGUGCCAUCGGGUUCUGUUCGUGUCCCUGAGCUGUGGCGUAGCGUUGUUCUUGGGGAUUCUGGUGUGCAUCCUGCUGUGGCGCCUCCACGCCCUCUGGUACCUCAGGAUGAUGUGGGCGUGGCUGAGGGCCAAGCACAGCUCCCGGCGCCGCCGGCGACUGAGAGAUGGAGCCGGAUCAGAGGCGCUGCUUGCCUUUGAUGCCUUUGUUUCCUACAGUGAAAAGGAUGCCGGCUGGGUGGAGACCUUCCUGGUGCCGGAGCUGGAGGAGCCACGGGAGAGCGAUGGAGACUCGGAGAAUCGCAGAGCCCCUCGGCCGCUGAGCCUCUGCCUCCACAAGCGGGACUUCCUUCCUGGACACUGGAUCAUGGACAACAUCAUGAGCGCCAUUGAGCGCAGCCGGCGGACUGUCUUCAUUCUCUCCCAGAACUUCGUCCAGUCUGACUGGUGCCGCUACGAACUGGACUUCUCCCAUUUCUGGCUCUUCGAUGAGGACGCCAGGGGCGAGCCGGCCAUCUUGGUCCUGCUGGAGCCGCUGUCCAAGGACAACGUCCCCAAACGCUUCUGCAAACUGCGCAAACUCAUGAGCUCCACCACGUACCUGGAGUGGCCUCAGGAGGAGGAGAGCCGGGCGGAGUUCUGGAGGAGCCUCCGAAACGCUUUGAAGGGAGAUGGAGAGGAGGACGAGUGAGAAAGACCACAUUCAAAUCAGUCACAGGAAAAUGUCCAGAGAUCUUUAAUACCUUCUUUUAAAUACAUUUGCAAACAUUUUUAAAAAACAUGUUUUUCAAUUGUCAUUAAGAAUUAUUAAGAGUCAAUUGAUGUCAAAAACUUUUGUCCAUUUAAAAUCAUGUACAGAAACAAAGUGGGUUUGAACGUUGAAGCUUCUGUAACUGACAAAACUCCCAAACUAUGAGAAAGCGUUGGGAGCAAUAAAGUUUGUGUUUGACUAAA
Messenger RNA from Platichthys flesus (European flounder), 2967 nucleotides. Its product is annotated as toll-like receptor 2 type-2. The coding region runs from base 146 to 2704 and encodes 852 amino acids. Gene Ontology annotation, biological process: immune response; toll-like receptor signaling pathway; inflammatory response. Gene Ontology annotation, molecular function: protein binding; transmembrane signaling receptor activity; triacyl lipopeptide binding. The record is from RefSeq and is a predicted model, not a curated record. Lineage: Eukaryota; Metazoa; Chordata; Actinopteri; Pleuronectiformes; Pleuronectidae. Gene Ontology annotation, cellular component: membrane. The transcript is spliced from 10 exons.